Aspergillus japonicus CBS 114.51 is the source of this 1580-nucleotide messenger RNA. RefSeq names its product phosphatase PAP2 family protein. The transcript has 2 exons. Gene Ontology annotation, biological process: inositol phosphoceramide metabolic process; sphingolipid biosynthetic process. The record is from RefSeq and is a predicted model, not a curated record. NCBI's taxonomy places the organism in Eukaryota, Fungi, Ascomycota, Eurotiomycetes, Eurotiales, Aspergillaceae. Gene Ontology annotation, cellular component: inositol phosphoceramide synthase complex. Gene Ontology annotation, molecular function: inositol phosphoceramide synthase activity. Bases 130 to 1449 code for a protein of 439 amino acids.
CGUCAGCUUUGCCUCGAGCUUCCAUCCUUUGCUUGCGCCUCCGCCUCUGGUAUCUUCGCUAGACGAACAAAGAAGAGAGUCCAUUCGGCCAUUCCACGGAGUCUCUUCGUUCCGAGACUAGCCGCCGAGAUGAAUAGUUCCCUUCCUUCGUGGAAGGACCGUACACAGAACCAGUUCGGCAAGCUUCAGAUCCAAGUACCAUGGCGCUCUAUUCAAUUGCUGGUCCCGCAUCGCAUGCGACGGAAGAUUCGUUCGAAGUUGCGCAGCAGGCUUUCUCCGACCUCAUCGAUUUCGACGCUGCAGACCUCCUUCUCGCCCGUCGAUACCCUACGGUCACUGCAAAGCCAUCGGUGGACACUAUAUGACUUCCAGUAUCUACUCUUGCUGAUCAUCGGGAUUUUCUCCCUCAGCAUGAUGGGUGCCCCCGGCCCCUUGGCCAAAACUGCUGUCUUCACGCUACUCCUGAUCUCGCUGCUGCUCCCGAUCACCCGCCAGUUCUUCCUUCCUUUCCUGCCCAUCGCGGGUUGGCUUAUCUUCUUCUACGCCUGCCAGUUCAUUCCAAGUGAUUGGCGCCCUGCGAUCUGGGUCCGCGUGCUUCCGGCCCUGGAGAAUAUCUUGUAUGGUGCAAACAUUAGCAACAUCUUGUCUGCUCACCAGAAUGUUGUUCUUGAUGUGCUUGCAUGGAUCCCCUAUGGCCUGUGCCACUACGGUGCGCCGUUCGUCUGCUCGCUCAUCAUGUUCAUCUUCGGUCCUCCGGGCACUGUUCCACUUUUCGCCCGUACCUUUGGUUACAUCAGCAUGACUGCGGUUACUAUUCAGCUCUUCUUCCCAUGCUCUCCUCCGUGGUACGAGAACCUGUACGGCCUGGCACCGGCCGAUUACUCGAUGCCCGGUAACCCUGCUGGACUCGCCCGCAUCGACAAGCUCCUUGGAAUCGACCUGUACACUUCGGGCUUCAGACAAUCCCCCGUCGUGUUCGGCGCCUUUCCCUCUCUGCACGCGGCGGACUCAACCUUGGCUGCCUUGUUCAUGAGCCAUGUGUUCCCCCGCUUGAAGCCUUUGUUCGUCACCUACACUCUGUGGAUGUGGUGGGCGACGAUGUACUUGUCGCACCACUAUGCAGUGGACUUGGUUGGUGGUGGUCUGCUGGCCACGGUCGCGUUCUACUUCGCCAAGACCCGAUUUCUCCCGCGCGUCCAGAGCGACAAGACCUACCGCUGGGAUUACGACUACAUCGAGAUCGGUGACUCAGCUCGCGCAUAUGGAUACGACCUGGCUAGUUUCGAUGGCGACUUUAAUCUCGACAGCGAUGAAUGGACGGUUGGAUCCUCAUCCUCCGUCUCUUCUGGCUCCCUGAGCCCUGUCGAUGACCAUUACACAUGGGAGGGAGAGUCACUCGCCUCCCCAGUCACCGACAUUGAAGCGGGAAGACAUGUUAUCAGCCCUUGAUAAGCUCUCGUUCCGACUUCUCACAAACCUCACCCUGCAUAUAGCAUUCGCUUCUUGCAUUUAUUUAACGAUUGGCGUUUUCAACAUUUGACGACAUGCUGGGUUUAUUGCAUUGAGCCAAUUUCGACACA